UCAAACCGCCACACUUGGACAAUUCGUGUUGUUGCAGCCGCAGCAGGGGCAAAACAUAGAGAAGUCCCGUGGACAAUUCACAUCAAACGCUUUGGAAGAAAAUUUGUGAGAUACCCGCUCAAAAAAAGGUAUAUUUUUGUGUUUUUGAAAUCUCAGAGACCAAGCAGUUGAGUUAUGGACCCCAACAAGUCUGCGAGCGCUCCUCCGACGGACUGGUCCGGUGAGAAGUCCUCCAUGGGCCAGUCGCCCCCACCGCCGCCCUACCACGACAACCCAGUGUACCCUCAGCCCGGCCAAGCGUACCCACCGCAGGGGCAGGGCUAUGGAUCUCCGCCACAGUAUGGAGGUGCCCCAUAUGGACAGCAGCCGUACCCCGGGGGUCAGCAGUACCAGGGACAGCCAGUCGCCGUUGCUGUCCAGCCCACCGUGUACGUGACUCAGGGCCCUCUGGCUAACCCUGUCAAUGACUACUUGGGCUACUCCAUCUUCACCAUGCUGUGCUGCUGCCUGCCGCUUGGAAUUGCUGCCCUCAUCUACUCCAUCUCAACCCGUGAAGCCAACCACAUCGGGGACCGGCCUAGGGCAGAGGAGAACAGCAAGACAGCCAGGAGACUGAACCACGCGGGCCUGGGAGUCGGCAUUGGGCUCUUCAUCCUCACCGUUGUCUACUAUGCUGUUAUGAUGUCUCGUUAAACCUGUUUCACCAUCUUUCAUAUGUCUAGUCCCCUCUCUCAUUUGACAUAAGAUCACAUAACCAGACCACAUCAAGAACGCUAUACUGGUCUGCGUUUUUUCAUUCAAAUGUGUUACCCUGAAGUUACCCACUGGCUAAAAUACCUUAUAGAGAUUAUUGAUAUUAUUAUCCACAGUAGAUGACCAUCAAUUGUGAACAGACUGCAGAAGCUCUUUAAUUAAAUUGUUGUUUCUGCCACCAAAACUUUCCAAAGAUUCAUAUGUCACCUAUAUGUUUUGUGCUUGUCAUUUGCUUUCUGUAAUCACACAUCAAAAAUCAUGACAAAUGUUUUUCAGCGUUGAUGCCUUAGGAGUUAAGUGUCAGUAUAGUGUUGCUUCACCACAAAUGUAAACUUCAAGUAUUAUCCAAAGAGUGUUUUGUAUGUUCAAAUAGCAGAUGAUUAUCAGUACAGUUUCCACAGUUUUCAGUUGAAAGAGAUUUGUCUGGAGGGUGGAAUAUUACUAACCUGAAACAGAAUUAUUGGUUGUAAAUAUGCACCCAAUAACACCCUCUAACCCUCUCGACAGUAUGCUAACAUAUUAUCAUAUAUAAAAGAAACAACAAUACUUCAGAAAUACUCAGGAGGGAGAGAUUUGGUUUUGUUUAGCUCACACUGAACAAGUAACAAAAACAAAGGGUGGGUCUGUUUCCCAUCAGAGUGUAUCUGGUUAAUUUUUGCAUCAGAGUCCUCUUCUUUGUUCAAGCUUUACAUGAAUCCAGAGUUCCACUCAAAAUCCAAGACUUAGCAACAGUGGAGCCAAUAUGGCUACACAGCUGGGUUCCUCAAUCAGUGACUCUUGCUCACCUCUUUUGAAAGCUGUGGUGUGUUAUGUGGCCUCGGUGUUGUUAGUUACGCAAUGUCUGUAUACUCUUUUCUUAACAAGCUGAAUAUGUAAGAUUUUACUGUAUACCAAAUCUCUAUUCAUAAAGGUCAAGAAUAUUGAGAGAAAAAAA
Messenger RNA from Acanthopagrus latus (yellowfin seabream), 1687 nucleotides. RefSeq names its product synapse differentiation-inducing gene protein 1-like. The record is from RefSeq and is a predicted model, not a curated record. NCBI's taxonomy places the organism in Eukaryota, Metazoa, Chordata, Actinopteri, Spariformes, Sparidae. The coding region runs from base 175 to 693 and encodes 172 amino acids. Gene Ontology annotation, cellular component: membrane. The transcript is spliced from 3 exons.